Beta vulgaris subsp. vulgaris (sugar beet) is the source of this 1848-nucleotide messenger RNA. RefSeq lists its product as uncharacterized. The record is from RefSeq and is a predicted model, not a curated record. NCBI's taxonomy places the organism in Eukaryota, Viridiplantae, Streptophyta, Magnoliopsida, Caryophyllales, Amaranthaceae. The coding region runs from base 1 to 1848 and encodes 615 amino acids. The transcript has a single exon.
AUGGAAGACACAAACAACGCUACCCAUGGUCAGCCUGAGUUUGAGCAAGGCCAGAAUUCCUCGCAGCCAGUCAUCACUGGUGCGUUGGGAAACCCACAGUUCCACUACCGGACACCGGGAAACGAGGAGCAAACCCCAAACACCAACGUACCAUUCAACUUGGCACAGCUAAGUCAAUUCUCUCCCGAGCAAUUGCAAACGGUAGCAUCAUUCAUCCAGAUGCUGACAGGUAAUCCUCAACAAAAUGCUCCUCCCCAACCCUCUGGCGGUACCUGUAAGCGACCACCGGCUAUGGCUGGUAGGAACGCGGAUGGGACCCCGCUUCGAAAAAUGCAGUCCUUGGGAAAAGAGGGACGGGAAAUGGAAAAGAAAAUAGACCGAUCUGAUUAUGAGGAGGAAAUUCUGGAAACUGAGGAGGUAUACUAUUCUGAAGAAGAAACGCAGGGUCACUCCCGCCGUGAGUACAGUACCGUUGGUGCUAGUAACUAUUCGGCUGGCGGUCACCUCUUGAUCAAGCCUAAGCUCUCCCCCUUCACUCCGGAGAUACUGAAUCAUCCUAUGACACGAAUCAAAAUGCCGUCCUCCAAGUAUGAUGGCACAUCAGACCCCGAUGAUCACGUCGCGGCCUACGAAGGACAUAUGUUCCUUUACACUCAAGUUGAUGCCAUAUGGUGUAAAGUCUUUCCCUCAACCUUGACUGGAAUAGCUCAGACAUGGUUCAAAAGUCUCAAGCCAGGUAGCGUCUCUAGCUUUUCUCUGCUGUCAUCCAUGUUCAGUACGCACUUUGUAAGCAAUAGGCGCCGUGAGCGCACCACUGGGGAAUUGCUGUCAGUCAAACAAGGAGAAAAUGAGAGCCUGAGGGACUACAUUGGCCGCUUCAAUGUCGAGGCAGUUUCAAUACCUCGACUGCAGCAGGACGUGGCCGUUUUGGCCUUAAUGACAGGACUCAAGGAGGGAUCACCCUUCCGGAAUUAUCUGGGCCGAAAGUCAUACACAACCCUGGGUCCCGUCCUUGGCAAGGCCAAUGACUAUAUAAGAGGGGAAGAAUUUGAUAAGGCUGUAGGCAACAGGGAGGCUGGAAAGAAAGAUGACAAGAAGAAGGAGAAGGCCCGCGAGGCGGAUCGGGGCCGAGAGGAAAGAAAGCAGGAGUCAAACAUGGUCAAGAGGGGAAAUGACCGAGACAGGGAGAAUGAAAGGUAUGAUCGCGAUCGCAGAGAUCGUGAAAAGAGUGGCCGGGAAGGAGGUGAACGCAAGGAUAGGGUCGAUGCAUAUACUCAACUCACCACUUCUAGAAGCCAAAUUUUUCUGAUGAAUAAGGACAGUGAUAAGUGGCAACGUCCGAGACAGAUGUUCCACAAAAAUCGUGACAAAAGUAAAUGGUGUGAUUUCCAUGGAGAUCACGGCCACAUAACUGAGGAUUGCCGGCACUUAAAAGAUAACCUGGAGGAUCUGAUAAGAAGAGGUUAUUUCAGUCAGUACAAGGCCCAGACAAAAGAAGGUGAUCUUGUAAAGCCCGUGACUCGAAAUGUUCAAUCUCGGAUCAGCGAGAUCCACGUUAUCAGUGGGGGUCCUAUCCAUGGAGGAAAUGUUAACGGCGCAAAGGCGAGUUUGAAGGAGUUCCGACAUCAAGUCAAUUUCAACGCCAGCUUGCCAUGGAAGAAUCCGCCAGCAAUGCCGGCCAUGUCAUUUACUCUGGAGGAUGCAAAGCAUGUGGUGUAUCCUCAUGAUGAUCCGCUGGUAGUAACACUGAAAGUCUCAAACUGUUUGGUACAUAGAAUUUUGGUGGAUGGAGGAAACUCCGCAAUAUUCUGUACUAUCAACAUUCGAAAAGCUCAUGCUGAGCCGUGA